This is a messenger RNA of Salvelinus sp. IW2-2015, 2883 nucleotides long. RefSeq lists its product as uncharacterized. NCBI's taxonomy places the organism in Eukaryota, Metazoa, Chordata, Actinopteri, Salmoniformes, Salmonidae. The record is from RefSeq and is a predicted model, not a curated record.
CCAUUUCCCUUUCCACCAUCCUCCUCUUUUACCGUCUUCUAUUUGAUCCCUUCAUCACUUGCAUCCCAUUUUCCUCUAUUCUCCUCUUCUCUCUCCAUCAUUUCAUCUCUCCCCUUUUUUCCAGACUGUAUCCUCCUUUUAUCUCUCCUCCUCUCAUCCCUCCAUUAUCACCAUUCUCAUUUCUUCCAUUCUCUAAAGCACAAUAGAUUACUAAGAUCCAGAAUACAAAACAUGAUUAUCUAUAGUUUUAUUCAGGCCUUCAUCAGUCCUUUCUACACGUUCAUGUCUUUCUACACGUUCAUGUCUUUCUACACGUUCAUGUCUUUCUACACGUUCAUGUCUUWCUUUGAGAAGAAAGUAAGUCUGUGUCCUAAAUGGCUAUUCCCUACAUAGUGCACUCAUUUUGACCAUAGCCCUAUGAGCCCUGCAAAAGUAGUGCACUAUAUAGGGAAUAGGGUACAUAAAUGUCCGCUGAUAUCUUCCUUCAUCCCUCUUUCAUUUCUCUCUGUCCAGUUCAGAGAACCAGCUGAAGUGGGCGGGGCUUCGCCUGGAGACAGACGUGUGUGUGGCGGGUCAACAGGCCCCUGACCCAGAAGUCAUCCAGAACUACGUGAAGAAGAUCCAGGACAUGGCGGAGCAGGGUAUGCUGUUUGUGGGCUUCCUGCAGCAGCCUGGCGGGGGACCCUGUUUCCUGGGGCACUUGGACCCUGAGGACCUGUCCUCCCUGCACUCCAGCCCCUCCCCCAUACACAGACACCCCACUAGUCCCUCAGAACCCACGAUACCGGAUCCCAGCCCUACAGACUCUGCAGAACCCCACCAGAACCUCCUAGAACCAGAACACAACCGGAACACAGAAGUGAAAACACCAGAACACAAGUCGGUUGACCUCAGAACAAUUGAACAGAACCCUACAGAUACCAGUCAGGUGGAGCUGGACUUGAGCUCCACAGGACCGCUAGAUCUCACACAGGACUCUACUCCAAUAGAAUCAUCAAACAGAGAACACGACCACAGUCCAYGCAAAAUAGCCUCAAUAGAAGACCAACCAAACCACUGUCCAGAUGAACCAGCAGACUCACCAGAGAGACCCAGCCAAAGAGAUCCAUCUAGUGACCAACAGAACCACAACCACGCCCCAACAGAARUCCCUGGCGACCAGGAUCAACUACAUUCUAACAACACAAUAGAGACCACAUGUAUAGAGAGACAACAGAAUGAAAGCCAAGCAGAAUUCAUCAGGAUUCUACUACCCAACUUCAGCCCAACAGAGUUAACACAUGGACUUGGUGGUCCAGACGCAGACAGACAGUGCCAGGGAGACAGACAGAGUCUAAGCCCUCAGACACAGAACCACAAUCAGAGACCGGAAAUAGACCACGGCUCAGACAACCUGGUCCGGUCACCAGAACUAGACAACGGUGACCACGGGUCAGAGUCCGGGGCUGAGAGGGGGUGUAACCGUAGAAACGAUGGCACGGGCGGUGACCCGGAUGAGCAUCUGAGGAGCAGCAGAGUUCCGACCCACAACAACAACAAUCACAUCCGGGUCAAGAGUCCAGACAGAGAAAAGAGGGCUGUAGGGUCUCCACCAGCACAGAGCAGGGUGCAGCUGUUUGCCCUGUACAACCACACGGGGGAGCUGUCCAGCUCUCUGAGGUUCUACUCCCUCAGGGUUCCGCUGCAGCUGCAGAGAGAGGCYGGGCUAGUGACUGAGGUUGACGCCCACUGGCUGGACCACAUGACCCAGCAUUUCAUCAGCGGAGCUCACCUCAUCGACGGCUUCUUUCACAUUGGAGACGACAAUGACAGCGGGGUCUCCUCCGUGGACAGUGUGUUCAUCUUUCAGAGCUCCUCAGAAGAAACCCCACCCACUUCAUACGACGCCAUUGUGGUGGAGCAGUGGACCAUUGUCGAUGGUGUAGUGGUAAGGACAGACUACAUACCCUUGCUCCAGUCURUGGCUCCCUAUGGAUGGAGACUGACGUGUGUGCUGCCUACUCCCAUCGUUAAGACCAACAGUGAUGGCAGUUUGUCCACAAAGCAGAUCCUCUUCCUCCAGAGACCUGCCUUGCAACGCAACAGGAAAGAUUUCAAGAAGUUGAACCUCAGGGGUCGGAACAAGCCGAAGAAAAACUCUGCUGGAGAAAUGCUAGAGAAGAAAGAGGAGAGAAAGGACACAUCCCCAGUGAUGGAGAGAGGGAUGGAUGGACAGAAAAGGAACAUGGAAGAGGAGGAGAGAGAGGCGAGAAGGAAUUGUGAGAACAAAAGAUAUGAGAAAGGGAGAACCGUAGACAGAGAAGGAAUCAAGAGAGAAGAGGAGAGAGAGUGCGAGACAGAAUUUCAAGAAGACUUCACCCAGGGUACAGAGGGUGGGGCCACAGACCUCAACCAGGAAGUAGAGCGGGGGAAUGGCAAAGCCCUAUUGGCCAGACAUGAGAAGGCCGUUAGGUUUGCAGAUCAAUUUGUCAAUCAGAAGAAUGAUGAAGAGAAAUCAGAGGAGAAGAUCACACAGCAGCUGAGUGAGAGAGCGCUGUUUUCUGGAGUAUGUUAAUUAGAUAUAAUUAAAUAUAAAGCGCCUGAGUAGGAGUGCUGAUCUAAUGAAUAAGCGYGGAACUGAUCCUAGAUCAGCACUCCUACUCUGAGAUGUGUUCUGAAUAACGUUACAGGCCCUGACCUGGAUUCAAAUAGUAUUUGUAAGAUUGCUUGAUUGAGCUUGCAUGGUGCCUUGCCUGGAGGGAACCAAUGGAAAAGUACCACAAGUGCAAACCCAGCCCACCUGACACUCUAGGCACGCUCAGCAAGUUGUAAUAUUUCAAACAGCCUACUAUUUUAACCCUGGAAUGGAAAUAAUAAAUAUAAAGAAUGACAGAAUAGGAUGAA